AUGGCCACCAACUCAACCAUCCAUCAACCCCACCCCCUCGAUACCCCCGACGACCAUCUCUUCUAUCUAUGCUGGCGCCGCCAGUCAUGUGACUACUGUCUACAGGGCGAUCUCCCCUGUGGCUGGUGCGCUAUUUCCUCAGCCUGCGUGCCCAAUCCCGCCAGGGUGCCGAUUCUGGCCCCCUUCAGCUCAUCCGGAAUCUGUCCUUUGGGUGCCAAGGAGCGGUGGGAGCUGAGGGCGCUGCCGUUCGGGUGUCAUGUUAGCACCAUUACGUUCCUCACGGGCGUCGGGGGGGUGCUAGGGACGUUGGCGGCGUUUGGGCUUGUGGCUUUUCUGGCGUGGGCGGGGAAGAGGGUGGUUGGGUGGUUGAAGGAGACGAAGGCUUGUAGUUUUGGGGGUAGCGAGGCUAGUAGUGAAAAUCAGGGUGCUGAUUGGGGAAGUGGUGGUGGUUUGGGGGGUUUGAGGUGGCGGUUGGGGUUUUCCUGGGCGAGGAGGGGUGGUGGUUUGUCUGGUUUAGGGGAUGAGGAGGAUGAGUUGCGGGGUGGUGGUGGUGAUGAUGAGAGGAGGCCUUUGCUUGGGGGGUUGGGCUAG
This is a messenger RNA of Aspergillus aculeatus ATCC 16872, 591 nucleotides long. RefSeq lists its product as uncharacterized. NCBI's taxonomy places the organism in Eukaryota, Fungi, Ascomycota, Eurotiomycetes, Eurotiales, Aspergillaceae. The transcript is spliced from 2 exons. The record is from RefSeq and is a predicted model, not a curated record. Bases 1 to 591 code for a protein of 196 amino acids.